UUGUGGUAGGCGGUGCCAGCUGCCACUUCCUAGGGACGCUGCUGUAAGUGUGCUGGGGUAUGGUCCCGGCGCACCUGACAGGAGGAAGGAUUCUAGGCGCGCAAUAGCCCUACCGGCCACGGUUUCGGGUUUUUUUUAUUUUCAGUCUGUCUCUUGUUGUCGGUGUAUCUGUGCCUGCCUGAGCUUUGACUGUAGUUCUCAGAGACGCAGCGGGCCCUGUGUGCGCCUGCACCCUAGCCAUGGCCGCUCAGGAGAAGCAGGUGCACCCAACAGGUGAAGAGAAGAGCGCUAAGGCGGAGGGCCCUGACCCAGGAGGGGCGCUGGCAUUAGGACCGAGCGUACCUAUUAGAGGGAUCCGCAUGAAGUUUGCGGUGCUGAGCGGGCUGCUGGAGGUCGGAGAAGUCAGCACCAGGGACUUGGUAGACACCGUGUUCAAUUUGCUUGUGGGAGGCCAGUUUGAUCUGGAGAUGAAUUUCAUCAUCCAAGAAGCAGAAAGCAUAAUCUGCAUGAUCGAACUACUGGACAAAUGUGAUGUUACGUGUCAGGCAGAAAUAUGGAGCAUUUUCUCUGCAAUCUUAAAGAAAAGCAUUCGUAAUUUGUUGAUCUGCACUGAAGUUGGUUUGGUUGAACAUGUCCUCAAAAGAAUUGAUAAAGUUGACAGCAUGAUUGCAGAUCUCUUGGUGGAAAUGCUGGGAAUUUUGGCCAGCUACAGCAUCACAGUUCGAGAACUUAAACUUUUUUUCAGCAAGCUUCGAGGAGAAAAAGGACAGUGGCCUCCUCAAGCAGCAAAAUUGCUGUCAGUCUUAAAGCACAUGCCUCAGAAAUAUGGUCCUGAUGCCUUUUUUAACUUUCCAGGGAAAAGUGCUGCAGCAAUUGCCUUACCUCCAGUGGCUAAAUGGCCGUAUCAAAAUGGGUUCACGUUUCAUACUUGGUUAAGGAUGGAUCCAAUAAACAACAUCAAUGUGGAUAAAGCUAAACCCUAUUUAUAUUGUUUUAGAACAAAUAAAGGACUUGGUUAUUCAGCUCAUUUUGUUGGUAGCUGCUUAAUUGUCACAUCAGUAAAGUCCAAAGGAAAAGGAUUCCAGCACUGCGUGAAGUAUGAUUUCAAGCCACAGAAGUGGUAUAUGGUAUCACUUGUCCACAUUUACAAUCGAUGGAAAAACAGUGAGCUGCGAUGUUACGUAAAUGGAGAAUUGGCUUCCUAUGGAGAGAUAACAUGGCUUGUUAAUACAAGUGAUACUUUUGACAAGUGCUUCCUAGGGUCAUCUGAGACAGCUGAUUCUAAUAGAGUGUUCUGUGGGCAGAUGGCUGCUGUCUACCUAUUUAGUGAAGCCCUAAAUGCCGCUCAGAUAUUUGCAGUCUAUCAGUUGGGCCCUGGAUACAAGGGAACAUUUAAAUUCAAGGCAGAAAGUGAUCUCUUUCUUGCAGAGCACCAUAAGUUGUUACUGUAUGAUGGCAAAUUGUCAAGCUCAAUUGCUUUCACAUAUAACCCAAGAGCUACUGAUGCCCAGCUUUGCCUGGAAUCAUCUCCCAAAGAUAACCCAUCUAUCUUUGUUCAUUCUCCUCAUGCACUUAUGCUGCAGGAUGUGAAAGCAGUUUUAACACACUCAAUUCAAAGUGCAAUGCACUCAAUAGGAGGAGUACAGGUUCUUUUCCCUGUCUUUGCUCAACUGGAUUUUCGGCAAUACGGGUCAGAUCAUGUAGACGCUUCAGUCUGUUCAACUCUCUUUGCCUUCAUUUUGGAGUUGCUGAAAAACUCCCUUGCUAUGCAAGAACAGAUGCUAUCUUCAAAGGGCUUCCUUGUGAUAGGAUAUAGUCUUGAAAAGUCUUCCAAAUCUCAUGUCACUAGAACAGUCCUUGAGCUGAGUUUGGCCUUUGCAAAAUACUUGAGUAGCUUGCACAAUGGGGUACCUUUGCUCAAGCAGUUGUGUGACCAUAUUCUGCUUAACCCAGCAAUAUGGAUUCAUACCCCAGCCACGGUUCAGCUGGCUUUGUACACAUUCAUGUCUACAGAGUUCAUCAGCUCAGUUAGCAUCUACAAUGCUGUCCGUAGAACUGGCACUGUUCUCUUGGUGAUGCACACCUUAAAGUAUUACUAUUGGACUGUUAACCCUCAGGAUCGUAGUGGCAUCACUCCAAAAGGCUUGGAUGGACCACGGCCUAAUCCAAAAGAAAUACUGUCUCUCAGAGCAAUGCUGUUGAUAUUUAUUAAGCAAUUAGUCAUGAAGGAUCAUGGUGUAAAAGAAGAUGAAUUACAGGCAAUUCUAAAUUAUUUGCUGACAAUUCAUGAGGAUGACAAUUUAAUGGAUGUUCUGCAGCUUCUUGUUGCACUGAUGUCUGAACACCCUGGCUCAAUGAUUCCUGCAUUUGAUCAACGAAAUGGGCUACGGAUUGUUUACAAGCUUCUGGCAUCGAAGACUGAAGGAAUAAGGGUUCAAGCUUUGAAAGUCUUGGGCUACUUUUUGAAGCACUUAUCGGCAAAGAGAAAAUCUGAAGUCAUGCAGGCCCAUGGACUCUUUUCUCUGCUAGCUGAAAGACUUAUGCUGCACACAAAUCUAAUAACAAUGACGACCUACAAUGUGCUAUUUGAGAUUCUCAUUGAGCAGAUAUGUACCCAGGUGAUACAUAAACAACAUCCUGAUCCAGAUUCGACAGUCAAGAUCCAAAAUCCCUUGAUACUGAAAGUUAUAGCGACCCUCCUGCGGAACUGUCCUCAGCACCCAGAAGUCAUAGAAGUAAAACGAGUGUUUCUUUCAGACAUGAUAAAGCUCUUUAAUAACAGCCGGGAAAAUCGAAGGAGCUUGCUGCAGUGCUCUGUCUGGCAGGAGUGGAUGCUGUCCCUCUGCUACUUCAACCCUAAGAACACAGAGGAGCAGAAAAUUACAGAGAUGGUGUACGCCAUCUUUCGAAUUCUUCUUUAUCAUGCAGUCAAAUAUGAGUGGGGAGGUUGGCGUGUUUGGGUGGACACAAUCUCAAUCACUCAUUCAAAGGUUACUUUUGAAAUGCACAGAGAAAGUUUGGCACGUGUGUUUAAUGAAUAUCAGGAUAGAGAUGGUGGUGAAAUAUGUCCUAGUCCUUCAAGCCCAAUAAGAACUGUUUCUGGAAUCAGUGCAGAAUUAGAGUCUAGAACUCAGACACCACCUUUGGAAAUCACAGAAGCUGCAAGCACAUCUACUUUUAUAGAAAAUGUUGUGACUGAAAGUACAGCAGACUUUGAAGUUACACAAUUUAGUGAGCACAUCAGCUCACCAAAAACAGAACAAAUGGAACCAGAUGAAAGUGACGAUUAUGUUGAGGUUACCCUUGAUACAAAUAUGUCUGAUGCAGAGGAGACUGAAACAAAAGAACAAUCCAUUGAAGGGACUGUUCCUUCAGCUUUGGUUGAAGAGUGUGAGGAAGCCACGUUAUCUCUUGAUACCAACUCCUGUGAUUUUGUACCAAUCGGGUGCUCAGAGGACAAUGAGGGCAUUUCUGAAAUGCUGGAAAGUAAAAUGAAUGUGGGCAGUUCUGCUGUUGUGUUGGACAGUUCAGACUCUGCACCAGACAACACAGUGCCAACUGCUUCAGAAAAUUCUGCUGUAUCAGAUGAAUUAUCAGCAAUGGUAAAUGAUGCAGCAGGUAGCAAUGAAGCUGUCUCUGAACUAGGGGAAAAUAAAGGAGAUGGACCACCUGUAGAUCCUCAAGAUCAGAAAAGUGAUGGAAAAAGUAAUUCUUCUGAGAAUACCACUGCGGAGGCUAUUCCUACUUUAAAAGAAGUUGCAGAAACUCAGAAUUUGGAUAUAGAAGGAGCAGUGGGAGGUAUUACCAGUCCAAAGGAAAGUGAAAUAAAAACAAAUGCCCUUGCUGCUUCUCAGGUUUCUGAAAGAAAAAUAGCAAAGCUUGAUGUUUCUAGCAUUGCUUCAGAUACAGAAAAUCUGGAUUACAGGCGCAGUGUGAGCCAUGAAGCUGACCAGACCACAGGAGCCAUGCCUGAGAAAAUAAGACAACCUGCCGGAGCAGAUGGCCAAAGAAGAGAUUCUAGAAGCACAAUGUUUCGUAUUCCUGAAUUCAGGUGGUCAACUAUGCAUCAGCGGUUGCUCACAGACCUUCUGUUUUCAAUAGAAACAGAUAUACAGAUGUGGCGAAGUCAUUCUACCAAGACUAUAAUGGACUUUGUGAAUAGCAAUGAUAAUGUUAUUUUUGUCCAUAACACUAUCCACCUGAUUUCUCAAAUAACCGACAAUAUGAUCAUGGCUUGUGGGGGUAUAUUACCAUUGCUUUCUGCUGCAACUUCAGCUACACAUGAAUUAGAACAUAUUGAGCCAACACAAGGCCUGUCAUUAGAGACAUCUAUUUCAUUUCUGCAACGAGCUAUUAGCCUAGUUGAUGUCCUCAUUUUUGCAAGUUCUUUGGGCUUCGCUGAUAUUGAAGCAGAGAAGAACAUGUCUCCUGGUGGAAUACUAAGGCAGUGUCUUCGAUUGGUCUGUGCCGUAGCCGUAAGAAAUUGUCUGGAGUGUCAGCAGCACUUGAAGUUAAAAACCACAGGAGAACCUAUAAAAAACCAGAAAGGAGUUCAUAGCUUGGUGGGAACAGGAAAGCCUGCUGCAAAGAGCCCCAUUGAUAUAAUUACAGGAGGAAUGUCUCCAGUGCGAGACCAUGACCGGCUUCUGCAAGACAUGGAUAUAAACCGUUUAAGAGCUGUGGUUUUCAGAGAUGUAGAGGACAGCAAACAAGCUCAAUUUCUCGCACUUGCUGUUGUUUACUUCAUUUCGGUUUUAAUGGUAUCUAAAUAUCGAGAUAUCCUUGAGCCUCAAAACGAGAGAAAGCAAUCCACUAGAACUCCAAAGGAUGCUGAACAUGAAAGUGGUGACAUGGGAUCUUUAGAUGCUGUUCAGUCUGUAGCGCCAGUCACUGCAGACAUGGAAAAUGCCUUAUCUAUAAGAAGGGACUCUGGCAUUGGUGAAGAAUCUGCAAUAGCCCCUACCAGAACCUCUGAUGAAUCUGCUGUAGCGCCAACAAAGAGUUCUGAUGCAGUGUCUGACACAGGCCCAGAGCCUGUUAGUUCAGGACCGGAUGCUAUUAGUGAAGUUCUGCACACCCUAUCCUCGGAAGUUAUACAGUCCUCUCAGGAGAGUGGAAGUGAAGCAUCUGCAAAAAACGUUAAUGUGAAGGACAUUCUCAGGAGUUUAGUGAGCAUUCCAUCUGAUGAGCCCCUGACAGACCCUGCUUUAUUGCCACCAGCCUUCCUUGGAGCACUUGGUGAUCUUGCAGCUGAAAAUCCAGUACAGUUCCGAUCAUUUGACAGGAGUGUUGUUAUUGCUCAGAAGAAAUCAGUUCCCCCAAUACCAGCUACUGUUAGUACUGCUCCUCACGCAGUUAGUGUGGUGUCAGCGACGGAUUCCUCACAAGCUGCAGAUGCUGACAGAGAAUCCUCUGGCAGUGGAUCAUCAAAUUCAAAACUGCCUUCUGUUCAGACUGUUGCUUCUGUGCCAGAGGACUCUGCUUCACAUAUGAGCAUUACAGAGAGAUUGGAGCACGCUCUGGAGAAGGCUGCUCCACUCCUGAGGGAAAUAUUUGUGGAUUUUGCUCCUUUUCUGUCUCGCACACUUUUGGGAAGCCAUGGCCAAGAAUUGCUUAUUGAAGGGACAAGUCUGGUUUGUAUGAAAUCGAGCAGCUCAGUAGUAGAACUUGUCAUGCUGCUAUGUUCUCAGGAAUGGCAAAACUCUAUUCAGAAAAAUGCGGGACUGGCAUUUAUUGAACUGGUUAAUGAAGGAAGGUUACUAAGCCAAACUAUGAAAGAUCAUCUGGUGAGAGUGGCAAACGAAGCUGAAUUUAUCUUGAGCAGGCAGCGAGCAGAAGAGAUACACAGACAUGCAGAAUUUGAGUCCCAAUGUGCACAGUAUACUGCAGACAAGAGAGAAGAAGAAAAGAUGUGUGACCAUUUGAUAAGGGCUGCAAAGUAUAGAGAUAAUGUAACUGCAACCCAGCUUGUACAGAAAAUUAUCAAUAUUCUCACAGACAAGCAUGGAGCUUGGGGUAGCUCUUCAAUAAGUCGUCCUUGUGAGUUCUGGCGCCUUGACUACUGGGAAGAUGACUUGAGGCGCCGACGACGAUUUGUGCGGAACCCCCUUGGAUCGACACAUCCUGAAGCAACCCUCAGAUCAGCCAUAGAGCACGAUCCUGAUGAAGAUGCACUUGUGAAAGGAAAGCAGUCUAUCAAAGGUCAGGUUGUUGGAGGACAAAUCUCGGAGGGUGAUAGCCUGCUGGAUGGAGAGGAUGACACACUGUCAUCCUUAGAAGAAAAAGAUCUUGAAAGCCUUACAGGUCCUGUUAACCUUAGCACCCCUGCACAAUUAGUGGCUCCUUCCGUGGUGCUAAAGGGCACCCUGUCCGUCACCUCCUCUGAGCUCUACUUUGAGGUGGAAGAAGAUGAUCCUGGAUUUAAGAAAAUGGAUGCCAAGAUACUUGCCUACACUGAAGGAUUGCACGGAAAAUGGCUGUUCACAGAGAUCCGUGCUGUUUUUUCACGUCGCUACCUUCUGCAAAACACAGCUGUAGAGAUUUUUAUGGCAAACAGAGUUUCAGUCAUGUUUAACUUCCCUGACCAAUCUACUGUAAAAAAAGUAAUCCAUUGCCUCCCCAGAGUUGGAAUUGGCACUAAUUUUGGAUUGCCUCAAACAAGGCGUAUCUCUUUGGCUACUCCAAAACAGAUCUUUAAAGCAUCAAAUAUGACACAGCGUUGGCAGCACAGAGAAAUCUCCAACUUUGAAUAUUUGAUGUUUCUGAACACAAUAGCUGGCCGAACUUUCAAUGACUUGAACCAGUAUCCAGUGUUCCCCUGGGUUAUAACCAAUUAUGAAUCAGAACAGCUGGACCUUACUCUUCCUAGCAACUUCAGGGAUUUGUCCAAGCCCAUUGGAGCACUAAACCCAAAGCGAGCUGACUUCUUUGAUGAACGUUAUAAAUCCUGGGAAGAUGACCAAGUUCCCAAGUUUCAUUAUGGCACACAUUAUUCAACUGCGAGUUUUGUACUAAGCUGGCUGCUGAGAAUUGAGCCAUUCACAACAUUUUUCCUCAAUCUGCAAGGUGGUAAAUUUGACCACGCAGAUCGGGCAUUUUCAUCCAUUGCAAGAGCAUGGAGAAACUCUCAGCGAGACACUUCUGAUAUCAAGGAACUCAUUCCUGAAUUUUACUACCUUCCUGAGAUGUUUGUGAACGCCAAUAAUUACAGUCUUGGAGUAAUGGAUGAUGGCACUGUGGUUUCUGAUGUAGAUCUUCCACCAUGGGCUAAAUCCCCUGAAGAGUUUGUCCGCAUAAACAGACUGGCCUUGGAAAGUGAAUUUGUUUCCUGCCAGCUCCACCAAUGGAUUGAUCUUAUUUUUGGCUACAAACAGCAAGGACCAGAAGCAGUAAGAGCUCUAAAUAUGUUUUACUACCUGACGUAUGAAGGGGCUGUCAAUCUCAGUUCAAUUACUGAUCCUGUUUUGAGAGAGGGAGUGGAAGCUCAAAUUCGGAGUUUUGGACAAACACCUUCCCAGCUUUUAAUCGAGCCGCAUCCUCCCAGGAGUUCAGCUAUGCAGGUGACUCCACUGAUGUUUACAGACCAAGCUCAGCAUGAUGUGAUCAUGGUCCUGAAGUUCCCGUCCAACUCGCCAAUCACUCACGUUGCAGCCAACACCCAACCUGGGCUGGCUACUCCUGCCGCAAUUACUGUCACUGCAAACAGACUCUUUGCUGUAAAUAAAUGGCACGGUCUUCCCGCUCAUCAAGGUGCUGUGCAGGACCAGCCAUACCAGCUGCCCGUGGAAAUCGAUCCUCUUAUAGCCAGCAAUACUGGGAUGCACAGGAGACAAAUCUCUGACCUUCUAGACCAAAGCAUCCAGGUCCACUCACAGUGUUUUGUCAUCACAGCUGACAAUCGCUUUAUUCUUGUCUGUGGUUUUUGGGACAAAAGCUUUCGUGUUUAUUCAACAGACACAGGUAAACUGACUCAGGUGGUGUUUGGUCACUGGGAUGUUGUGACCUGCUUAGCUCGAUCCGAAUCCUACAUUGGAGGAGAUUGCUAUGUGCUGUCCGGAUCAAGAGAUGCCACCUUGCUGCUGUGGUACUGGAAUGGCAAAAGCAACGGCAUUGGGGAUCAUCCCAGCACUGAGUUUGCUACUCCUCGCGCUAUACUAACAGGACAUGACUGUGCAAUUACCUGCGCUACUGUAUGUGCGGAGCUUGGACUAGUGAUCAGUGGUUCAAAAGAUGGUCCAUGUUUGAUACAUUCUAUGAAUGGAGACCUUUUAAGGACCUUGGAGGCUGCAGAAAACUGCUUAAGACCAAAACUUAUACAGGUUUCAAGAGAAGGCCACUGUGUUGUCUAUUAUGAAAAAGGCAUUUUCUGUGUUUUUAGCAUCAAUGGAAAACUUCAAGCUUCCAUGGAAAUUGAAGACAAUACACGGGCAAUUCUGCUUAGUCGAGAUGGGCAGUACCUGCUGACUGGAGGAGACAAUGGAGUCGUCAUGGUGUGGCAGGUAUCAGAUCUGAAGCAGCUCUUUGCUUACCCAGGCUGCGAUGCAGGGAUCCGAUCUAUGACCAUGUCUUUUGACCAAAGGUGCAUAAUGACUGGCAUGGCCUCCGGAAGCAUUGUGCUCUUCUACAAUGACUUCAACCGCUGGCACCACGAAUAUCAGACGAGAUACUGAAACCAGCAGGCGCCGAUAUACUGUACUGAAGCACUUGAACCACUUGCCUGUCGUCGCAAGGCAUCUUUAAACUUGUCUGUCAAGCAAUCUGCCACUGCAUCCAUCCUUAUAAAUAGCGAUGUUACAUCUGAAUGUAAUUUAAAUGAGGCUCAAAUUAGUGAAAUAUUUUUAGAGUUAACUGCUAUUUUUGUAGAUCUUGAACCUCUGUUUUUUUGUGGUUAUAGACGAACUGAAGCAAGUUGACUGCUGAGUUCUGUAGUACAACAAUUAUAAAUAUAUAAAUAUAUAUAUUUUUAGUCAUAAGGAGAAGUCUAUUUUCAUCUGUCUGGGAAAAAAAUGAAUAACUGAUGUCUAAAAACAAUGUUUUUCUAUAUCUGGUGAGGUGACUGGGACUUCCAUUCUCUGAUCUUGCUUUUAACUCAGUGGCGGAGGGAGGUUGCUAGGGGCAUUUUAAGCUGUGCCAGCGACAUUUAUUUUAUGUAAUACUGUUCCUUUCUUUGUAUUCUGCUUUUCCUAAUGAUUUUCUUAUUGAAGCACUGACUAUUUGAUGGAAAUUUGGAACAAUUACUGUCAAGUGAUUUAAACAUUUUGCAAGAAUUACUGUUCAGGGAUGGUUGGUCCUUCCACUUAAUACUUGGGGAGAGAAAACAAAUAGAAGGAAUCAGCCUACACAGUCACUGGAGCUGAGGUUACAGCGCUCAUAGAGAUGUUUAUUUACAUGUGUAUGUGACUGCCGCAUUGUUAGAACCAACACAAGGAAUAAAUGGCAUCUUAAAUGUUUGUUCCUUUUAAAUCUUAAGCUAUAGCCUGUUAGUAAAUAGACCUAGUAUGACUUUUCAUGGAGGCAUCUCCCUUUCUCCAGAAGUUAAUGGAUACCACUCAUUUCUUUAUGCUGCCAUUUGUGUAAAUGGGCAGACAGCACAAACACAAAAUAAUCAGGACGUUAUUUCAAUGUUCCAAUGUUUUCUGCCUUUCUGAAAUUGUGUGGGAUUCUGUGAUCUUUGUGAAAAAAAAUAUAUUGCUUUGUCAGUCUGUAUUGCAUAAAGACUUGUUUGUACUUAGUGACCUAUGUAUGGGCUGAACUGACAUUCCUUAUCUUUUCCAGGCCAAGGACACAUUUGUCUACCUGUUUGCUUAAGCAGAGCCCCCUUUUUUUUUUUAUUCAUUUAGUGACAACCUUUUCAUUACCUGGAGUGUGGGAUACGGUUCCUCAGUUUGAGAGGUGUUGAAAAGAAAAAAUAAAAUAUGAAAUUUGUAAUUGGUAA
This is a messenger RNA of Xenopus tropicalis (tropical clawed frog), 9934 nucleotides long. RefSeq names its product LPS-responsive vesicle trafficking, beach and anchor containing (gene lrba). Bases 240 to 8669 code for a protein of 2809 amino acids. The record is from RefSeq and is a predicted model, not a curated record. NCBI's taxonomy places the organism in Eukaryota, Metazoa, Chordata, Amphibia, Anura, Pipidae. The transcript has 56 exons. Gene Ontology annotation, cellular component: membrane; cytoplasm.